This is a messenger RNA of Linnemannia hyalina, 3648 nucleotides long. The record is from the annotation of a GenBank genome assembly. Lineage: Eukaryota; Fungi; Mortierellomycota; Mortierellomycetes; Mortierellales; Mortierellaceae.
AUGACGGGAAAGACACAUACCCCAGAGUCGAGGUCCCACAAGCACCACGACGAGGACAUAAUCGACACCAUCGCUCUCGACUCGGCCUACCGGAACUCGGCCCUCCGUCGCUUCCUCCACAUCCUCGCCACCGCCACCACCCAGCACCCCAUCGAAUCCAUCUCCUUCUGCCUCCUCGUCGCCUCCUUUGCCUAUUUCACCCUCUUCAACACCAUCCGCCACUCGACCUUCUUCGACUCUAACAACGUCGUCGUCUACCAACCCACCACCGUCAUCGCCCACCCCGGCCAAUCCACAUUCCAGCACUUUGACCGACGCUUCUCAAAGAUCCCCCGCAAUGCCCAGCAGCUCCAGCUCAAGCAGGUGGUAGUCACCCCCGACUCUUCCGUCUCUUCCUUGAUUGAUACCGAUUCGACAUCGAUGAAGAACUCUGUCUUGGCCUCUGUCCUUCAGCUCCAGACCAUGAUCGAAGAUCGGGUCCUCGUCUCGCCCAUCCAGCUCUGGGACAGGGAUCUGCAAUCCAUCAUCCGGGACGGCAAGGUUCUUGCUACUGUGACCGAAAACACCGAGACCGUCGACUAUCUCUUCAAGGAUCUUCGCUCGACUGUUAUUAUCACAAACAACAACAAUGCAAGCAGGACAACUGCCAUUCCUGAAACACCCGCAUUGGUUCUUUCGUAUGCGUUUGAUGCCAACGGCCCCUUCCAGUCCCGCCUUGCCCAAGGAUGGGAGUCCAAGGUUGCCCAUCUCGACACCCCCACGAUGAAGUCUCAGUCGCGUCUCCUUGAGGACGAGAAAUCGGCCAUUGCCUGGAUCGGAAGCGCUCUCCUCGAUGUUACCUACAAGAUUCAAGGCCUUGUUCAGAUUGCGAGCACGAUCGACGUGUUUGUCAUCUUGACCGCCUACUUCAUCAUGUUCUGCUCGUUCGGACUCCUCUUCCACAACAUGCGCAAGCUCGGAUCCCAGUUCACUCUCGGAGUCUCGGUUUUGGUUGGCGGCGGGUUCGCCUUCAUGGGCGCCGUCAUUACCGUCCACAACCUCGGUGUUUACGUUAACCCCAUCCAGCUCUCCGAGGCCAUCCCCUUCUUCAUCAUCACCGUCGGCUACGAGCGCGCCUACACCCUCUCCAAGGCCGUCCUCCGCCCCACCCUCGCCACUGCCGAGCGUGUCCCCGAGUCGAUUCAGAAGCACGUCGUCACCGCCCUUGAGUCCGUUGGCCCCAUUCUCAUCCGCAACUGCGCUGUCGAGAUUGCUGUCCUCCUCUGCGGCUUUCUGUCGGGCAUUCCCGGUCUGAAGGAGUUCUGUCUUCUUGCUGCUUUCAUGCUUUUCUACGACCUCGUCAUCCUCUUCACCUUCUACACCGCCAUCCUCACCCUCAAGCUCGAGUUGCGCCGCAUCCGCGAGAGCAGCAAGUCACCCGUCCACUUUAGCGAGUUGACCUUGAAGGCUCUCUUGGGCAACACUGGAUCUGAUGACAACAAGCAGGAUAACAAGAACAACGGUGACAACUUGAAGAGGAGCAACGGCUCUGUUUCUUCUCUUUCCACUACAAAGGCCGAGACUCGUCUUGUUGCUCAGCUCAAGUUGGCCUUGAUCGUCGGAUUCGUCGCUAUGCACUUGUUCAACGUCUGCACCACCUUGACUACCCCCAGCGCUGCCGAUAUCCCCACUGGAUCCUCGGUCGAUGUCACUGGCCCUUCGAUCGCCCCUGUUCUCGAGACCCUCUUGGCCAUCCACCGCACUUCGACCCUCAAGGACAUGCCCAUGAUCGUCGAGGUUGCCCCCGCCCUCUCCUUCCAGCACCUGGCCCCCACCUCGAGUGCCGUUGCCAACUGGACUGAGCGCCCAUUGGAAAAGAUGUUUGCUCUUUGGUCGUACUUGAUUCAGGACCCCGUCAUCUCCAAGUACAUCUCCUUGACCUUGGCAGCUUCGCUCUUGCUCAACGUCUUCUUGCUGAACGUCGCCAAGCAGUCUCGCCAGGCCCCUGCUACUACUGCCACUGUCACCUCUGCCCAUCAGACCACCAACGUUACCUCGCCCUCGACCACCACUGUCACCACUGUUGUCGCCACGACGACCAAGAUUGCCGCCCCCGCCUCGACCCCCAAGCCUCAGCCUACUCAUAUUCAAAAGGUCGAGUCCCUUGCCGAGCCUAAGGCCGUUGUUGACGCUGUUAUUCUCAAGGAGGGCGACUGGGCUAUGGUCCGCUCUGUCGAUGAAUGUAUUGCGCUGAUCAAGUCUCCCGCUGGUGCCACUGCUAUUUCGGACGAGGAGAUGGUUAUGCUGGUCACCAACAACAAGAUCCCCUCGUAUGCUUUGGAGAAGACUUUGGGCGACCUUACCCGCGCUGUCAAGAUUCGCCGUGCCCUGAUUUCCCGUGCCACCCACACCAAGACCCUCGAGACCUCGCUCUUGCCCAUGCACUACUACGAUUACUCCAAGGUCAUGGGCCAGUGCUGCGAGAACGUGAUCGGAUACAUGCCCUUGCCCGUCGGUGUUGCUGGACCUUGCAAUAUUGACGGACAGAUGCUUUACUUGCCCAUGGCCACGACCGAGGGAUGCUUGGUUGCUUCGACUUCUCGUGGAUGCAAGGCUAUCAACGCCGGUGGUGGAGCGACGACUGUUCUUUUGGCCGAUGGUAUGACCCGUGGACCCUGUGUCGAGUUCCCCAAUGUUACCGAGGCUGGAGCCUGUAAGAGAUGGUUGGACACUGAGGAGGGUCUCCAGACCAUGCAGGAUGCUUUCAACUCGACUACCCGUUUCGGUCGCCUGCGCAAGCUCAAAGUUGCUGUUGCUGGACGUCUUGUGUACAUUCGCUUCUCGACUACCACUGGAGAUGCUAUGGGCAUGAACAUGAUCUCGAAGGGAUGCGAGCGUGCCUUGGAGAUCUUGGGCGACAAGUUCCCCUCGAUGUCGAUUGUGUCAUUGUCUGGAAACUACUGCACGGACAAGAAGCCCGCGGCGAUCAACUGGAUUGAGGGUCGUGGCAAGUCUGUCGUUGCUGAGGCCGUGAUCCCCGGAAAGAUUGUCGAGAAUGUCUUGAAGACCACAGUCAAGGCCAUGGUCGAGUUGAACUUGUCCAAGAACUUGAUCGGAUCUGCAAUGGCCGGAGCGAUGGGAGGAUUCAAUGCCCAAGCAGCAAACAUCUUGACGGCUGUGUACUUGGCGACUGGUCAGGACCCCGCCCAGAACGUCGAGUCGUCUAACUGUAUUACGUUGAUGAAGGCUAUCAACAACGACCAGGACCUGUUGAUCAGCUGCACGAUGCCUUCGAUCGAGGUCGGUACCUUGGGAGGUGGAACUGCCUUGCCUCCCCAGGCGUCGAUGUUGGAUCUGUUGGGUGUCCGUGGUUCGCACCCUGAGACCCCCGGAGCAAAUGCCCAGCGUCUGGCACGCAUCAUUUGCGCUGGUGUUAUGGCCGGUGAGCUCUCUCUUUGCGCUGCUCUCGCUGCUGGACAUCUCGUCAAGUCGCAUAUGGCCCAUAACCGCGCCCAGCCAACUAUCACCGCCGGUCCCUCUACCACUACAGCAUCAUCAUUAACAACAACUACAACCACCACAACCACAUCCUCAACAGCAUCACCAUCCACAGCAUUACUCCCAGCAUCAUCAGUAGCACCCAUCCUUGGAUCCUGCCUCAAGUCAUAA